Molecule: messenger RNA, 474 nt
Organism: Acanthosepion pharaonis
Lineage: Eukaryota; Metazoa; Mollusca; Cephalopoda; Sepiida; Sepiidae
Source: the annotation of a GenBank genome assembly
AUGUCUAUUAGGAGAAUGGUUCCCAAAUAUUCUUUUCUUUUAAUGCCAAUCACUCUACCAAUAUUCCUUUCUUUUAAUGCCAUGUCUAUUGAGGACGUAGCCCACCUGACAACUCAAAUAUUCUUUUCUUUUAAUGCCAUGUCUAUUGAGGACGUAGCCCACCUGACUACUCAAAUAUUCUUUUCUUUUAAUACUUUGUCUAUUGAGAAUGACGUAGCCCACCUGACUACUCAAAUAUUCUUUUCUUUUAAUGCCAUGUCUUUAAUGGCCCACCUGACUACUCAAAUAUUCUUUUCUUUUAAUGCCAUGUCUAUUGAGGACGUAGCCCACCUGACUACUCAAAUAUUCUUUUCUUUUAAUGCCAUGUCUAUUGAGGACGUAGCCCACCUGACUACUCAAAUAUUCUUUUCUUUUAAUGCCAUGUCUAUUGAGGACGUAGCCCACCUGACUACUCAAAUAUUCUUUUUCUUUUAA